Suricata suricatta (meerkat) is the source of this 402-nucleotide messenger RNA. RefSeq names its product secreted seminal-vesicle Ly-6 protein 1-like. The record is from RefSeq and is a predicted model, not a curated record. NCBI's taxonomy places the organism in Eukaryota, Metazoa, Chordata, Mammalia, Carnivora, Herpestidae. The transcript is spliced from 3 exons. The coding region runs from base 1 to 297 and encodes 98 amino acids.
AUGGGUGCGCGCCUCCUGCUACUGCUGGGCCUUUCCUUGCUGCUGGGCGUCCUGCAAGCUCUACCAUGUUUCACGUGUCCACGAGUCAAUGCCAGCGGAGUUUGCGAGACUUGGGAAAGUGUCUGUCAGACUCAAGGCAGCCAGCAGUGCUUCCUGAGGAAGGUCUAUGACGAUGACAGGCUCCUGUAUGGAUCCCAGGGCUGCGGGGACCUGUGCCUCUCCCUGUCUUUCUUCAGACAAAGUGUUCAAGUGGAUUUUGUAUGCUGCAAUGACGCACCUUUCUGUAACAGAUUCUAGAGACUUGGUCCUGCUCAGUUAUGCAUUUAGCCCUUUUCUCUACGUCCACAGCCUCAAAGGACGGGGCCGUCUUUCCCCAGCACUGUCCAAGCCCGGAAGCCUGUU